Messenger RNA from Salvia splendens (bonfire salvia), 1058 nucleotides. Its product is annotated as vesicle transport protein GOT1. Gene Ontology annotation, biological process: endoplasmic reticulum to Golgi vesicle-mediated transport; retrograde transport, endosome to Golgi. The record is from RefSeq and is a predicted model, not a curated record. The coding region runs from base 275 to 697 and encodes 140 amino acids. NCBI's taxonomy places the organism in Eukaryota, Viridiplantae, Streptophyta, Magnoliopsida, Lamiales, Lamiaceae. The transcript is spliced from 7 exons.
UUAAUUCCAAUUCCAUUGACGUUAUCCAGCAAAUAGUAACAUUUCUUCAUUUCAUUCCAAUUCCAUUGACGUCAUCCAGCAAAUAACAUUGGUUUGCUUCUCUUCCAACUCGCAUUCCUAGCUCGUAACGCAUAUUUACGGGUUAAUUUUCUCAACAUUUUGUUAUAUUGCGUAGUAUAUUUUAUCAGGGGAUCGGAAUCGAGCGGAGUAGGGUUUCGGUUGAGAUUUUGUUGACAUAUCUAGCUUAUUUCUGAUUGAAUCAGAAUUGGCGAAUAUGAUGUCCUUUGAGAUGAACGAUCGUAAAAAAAUUGGACUUGGUUUGACGGGGUUCGGAGUGUUCUUUUCGUUUCUUGGGAUCAUUUUCUUCUUUGAUAAAGGUCUACUUGCAAUGGGAAAUAUCCUUUUCUUCUCAGGCGUGACAUUAACCAUAGGGCUCAAGUCUUCUGCCCAGUUCUUCAUGAAGCGUUCGAAUUUCAAGGGAACAAUUUCUUUUGGUGUUGGCUUCUUCUUGGUUAUCAUUGGAUGGCCUAUCUUAGGCAUGAUAGUUGAGGCUUAUGGAUUUAUUGUGCUCUUCAGUGGCUUCUGGCCGACACUGGCUGUAUUUCUGCAGAAGAUGCCUAUUAUCGGAUGGUUGUUCCAGCAACCUAUUGUGAGAUCGAUUUUUGAUCGUUACCGUGGAAAGCGAGUACCUGUCUGAAUCUCUAUUUCACAAGAAAUGUCACUUACCUACGGGCUGCCUUGUAAGUCCUGUAAAAAUGUUUUCUGUCAAGCAUGUCAGGAUAGAACCGAUACCGUGUGGUACAUGUCAAUAGAUGACAUGGGUUUGAUUUUGUGUAUGGUUCUUGUUACCUCACUGGGAAAUGAAAGUCCAUUCUUUUGAGGUAGAUGCAGCUUCAAUCAUUUUGUGUACCAAUUUCAUUGAUUUUUUUUUACUCUAGUCCUCUCUUAUCUGAUCUGAGACAUGGUUAUAAGAAAAAAACCAAGUUUGUAGAGAACUGUUUUUCCAUGGAUUGAUUCAGUUCACAUUUUUUAUAAUAUUGCAUUAUUGUCGCCAAAAA